Messenger RNA from Xenopus tropicalis (tropical clawed frog), 1480 nucleotides. Its product is annotated as amphinase-4-like. Gene Ontology annotation, molecular function: nucleic acid binding. Bases 1 to 684 code for a protein of 227 amino acids. The transcript has 3 exons. NCBI's taxonomy places the organism in Eukaryota, Metazoa, Chordata, Amphibia, Anura, Pipidae. The record is from RefSeq and is a predicted model, not a curated record.
AUGGCUUUAUACAGUGAAGGAUAUUCCGGAAAGCCUAGAUUAGGAAUUCCUGGGGCAGUGACUUUCCUACGUAACAUCCCAGACAAAAAAGGCAAAGAACGACAGAACGGAGGGAAGGCAGACGAAGCCCUUAUUUUUCUUCAUCUUAUAAGGAAAACAGAAGACAGUCAUCGUAUUCCUGCCAUUAUGGUACGAGUUUCAUCUUUCCUGUUGACACUUUGCAUUGUCCUCAGCUUUUGUCUCCCAUCCAAUACCCAGAAUAUCAAUGCCUUUAUGGAAAAGCACAUUGUUAAGGAGGGAGUUGAAACAAACUGCAACCAAACCAUCAAAGAUAGAAACAUUCGGUUUAAAAAUAACUGCAAAUUCCACAACACCUUUAUUCAUGAUACCAAUGGUAAAAAAGUAAAGGAGAUGUGCUCUGGAAUUGUUAAAUCUACCUUCGUGAUCAGUAAGGAACCACUGCCUCUUACCGACUGCUUGUUGAUGGGGCGUACAGCAAAACCGCCAAAUUGCGCUUAUAAUAAAACAAUAACAACAGGGUUAAUUAAUAUCACUUGUGAAAACAAUUACCCUGUGCACUUUGCUGGGUACAAAUUAAGCUACUGUGCUUCAUAUUCUCCAUGUGCCUUAACCCUAAUAGCUGUUUUCCUACUCAGCCAGUUUCUACUCUCUGCUAUGAGGUGAUGCCCAGAGCCCAGAGCAUCAACAGCUAAAACAAGAGGGACUGAUAGUGAUGGAUGCCUAUACCUAAGCCAUUUUCACAUCUGUACCUGUGUUUACUUCAUAACAAAAAAGACAUACAUAAAAUUGAAUGAACCUUGCCAUGGACUGACUUCUAAAUAUGAAAAGCAACAUUUUCAAUUAUAGUCAAAUCAGGGCUGUCUAGUGGGCCAAGAAAACAAUUCACUGCUUGGGGACUCUCUAUUUGACUUAAAAGAAUCAGUGGGUCUGCAAAGAGUACAUUUGUGAUAUUAUGAGGGUUGGUCUGCUCACCCACUAUUUUUCCCUGAUUUAAAGGAGAAGGAAAGGCAUUUUGGCAUUUUACUGCCAACAGAUUAGCCACAUAAGUGCCACCUAGAACACUAUAUUUAUCUGCAGAAAGCUUGAUCCCUAGAGCACUAGAAGCUCCCUCUGUUUAAGAUAGUAUCUGCCAUUUUAGCUCUGUCUCAGUUGCUUCUGUGCUGCAGCGCUAGCUGCUGGUAGCUCAGAUUACACAUUCUGACAGGAGGGGGAGUGAAUUCUUAUGGGAGGGGGAGCAAAAAAAAAGUUAGAGAGGAGAGAACUGUGCAGACUCCUGCCCCUGCCCUGAAGGAGCCCAGAAGGAGAGGGAGUGUGAUACUGAAGAACAUGUUUACACAAAAGAAGACAAGAAAUCCUGUGUUUAUUUGAUUAACUCAUGUGGCAGUAGCUUUGAGACCACAACAACCUGUCUCAUAUUUAUGCAUUAUGCAAAGCAAUAUAUUUUCUUUCUGUGAUCAAA